AUGAACACCCAACUGACUUUGGUCUUUGGACUUGUCCUUAUGUCCUUCAUCAUGGUCAAUGCGACCACUAGACCAACUGCCACUCCACCGCGCUGCGUCUUGCCUAGUGUGUGUAUUCGGGGCAGUCCUCGUGUCUGUGGACGUAAUCCUCAAGGCCAGUGCCAACGCUACAACAACAUUUGCGAGCUCCUGGAGUCAAAUCGUCAACGUAUCAAUGUGGGAGUUGUCCAUGUCCGGGAUGGCGAGUGCCGCACAGUGCGCGGUGUGGGCGGUUCUCACAGGCGUCCAUGCUACAGGGCAUGCCCGCCUCGGCCAGUGGUCUGCAAACAGACUCCUGCCAGCCAGCAUAUCUGUGUGAGGACCCGCAAUAAUCGCGAAUGCAAGGUGUUGGCCAACAGAUGCCAAUUGCGCAAUCAAAACUGCCACGCCAGGCCACGCAACAACUGGCUGCGCACUGAUAGACGUCGCUGUGGCAAAUUGACCUUGGGUGAUAAGCCACAUGCUUGCUUAAAUAUUCCUAUUAUUACUAUAGAGCCAAGAACUCCAACUCGUUCACCGGUAACUCCAACUCGUGCACCUGUAACUCCAAGCCGUGCGCCUGUAACUCCAAGCCGUGCACCAGUAACUCCAAGCCGUGCACCAGUAACUCCAACUCGUGCAACAGUGACUCCAACUCGUGACCCAGUAACUCCAACUCUUGCACCACCAGUAACUCCAACUCGGACACCAACUGUCACUGCAUAAAUGUAGUAGCCCAAUGAAUAUGUAGAUAAUUUAACUCAAAACUUUAAAUCAAAUUUUUAAUAAUAAACGAAAUCUACAUACAAAGAAACUU
Drosophila willistoni is the source of this 835-nucleotide messenger RNA. RefSeq lists its product as uncharacterized. NCBI's taxonomy places the organism in Eukaryota, Metazoa, Arthropoda, Insecta, Diptera, Drosophilidae. The record is from RefSeq and is a predicted model, not a curated record. Bases 1 to 744 code for a protein of 247 amino acids. The transcript has 3 exons.